UAAGCCAAAUUUCAACGGUGGGAUUGGACCUUCCCCACUCCACGCUCCUCCCCAAUCCCAUCGAACUCAUCAUCUUCUCUCCUCUCUCUGAAGAGUCUACUCUGCUCCUCUCCGAUCCAGUCCCAGUUCCAGAGUCCUAAACUUUACCUCCAUGGACCCACCACCUCCUCCCAAUCCUUAUCCUCAGCCGCCCUUCCCCACCGCCACCGCCAUCUCCGCCGUCCCAACUGCCGUCGAACCCGCGAACUACAAUAACAACACCACCCCGGUUGCCCAUGUAGCUGCCAACCCCACUCAAGUAGCUGCCCCUACUUUCACCCACCCUCCUUAUGCUGAGAUGAUAUACGGAGCUAUUGCAGCGUUGAAGGAGAGGGACGGGUCGAGCAGGAGAGCUAUAGCUAAGUACAUCGAGCACCUCUACCCGAGCCUCCCACCUACUCACGAUUUCUUGUUGACUCAACAUCUUAAGCGACUGAAAAACUCUGGUCAUCUUGAAAUGGUCAAGAAGUCCUACAAGAUCCCCGGUCCUCCCAGAUCUGACGCUCCGCCCCCUCCUCUCCCUAUCGACUCUGCUCCUCCUCCCUCUGCUGCCUCUCCUGACAAGCCCCGUGGCCGCGGCCGUCCUCCCAAGCCCAAGCCGGAACUGCAGCAGAUUCCGCACCAGUAUAUUUUGCAGCAACAGAUGUUGCAACAACAACAACAGCAGCAGCAGCAGCCGAUUCCCAUUCCCCAGCAGCCGAUUCCCAUUCCUCAGCAGCCGUUUUCAAUGUCCAUUCCUCAGCAGCCGAUUUCAAUUUCAUUUCCCCAACAGCCGAUUUCGAUUCCGAUUCCUAUUCCACAAAUGCCGAUUCCCAUUCCACAGCACCCCAUUGUCCAGCCCAAUUAUCAGGCUUUUCCACAGCCCACACUGCCGCAGACCUUGCCCGAGCCCGUUGCUCAGCAGCAGCCCAAUUCUCAGCCCAUGCUAGUUUCCCCGGGGCCCGCAGAGGAGCCCAAGAAGCGACCUGGCCGGCCGCGUAAAGCUCCGGCAGCCCUUGCGAUCGUGCAGAACAGCCCAAUUGUGUCAGCCAAGAGGGGCAGGGGUCGUCCUCCGGGGUCUAGGAUGUCGAAGAAGAGACCAGGGCGUCCUCCUAAACCCAAGACGGUUUCGAGUGUUUCGGGUCCUAACGGGAUUGUGAAGAGGAGGCCAGGACGUCCCUCUAAAGCUGAGCCGAGGACUGUGUUUAUUCCAUAUAAUGCUACCAAUGUGCCUAUAAUUGGAGCAUUUGAUCAAAGCAAUGGGCCCAAUGUAGUGGUGCCACAACCGGCACCAAGGCCCAGAGGUCGGCCCAAGAAGGAUAAGUCAGCUGCUGCCUCUUCUGGUGUGGCUGGGGUCAGUGGUAAGCCGCGGGGCAGACCGCCUCUGGUUCCCGGGAUGGACCGGCCCAAGUUAAGUAGGAGUGGGAGGCCUGUUGGCAGGCCCAGGAAGGAUGCAUCGCUAGCAAUAACUGCAGCACCUGAUCCAUAUAUAGCUGAAAACGCAGAAUUGAAGAGGAAACUGGAAUACUUGCAAUCAAGAGUGGUUCAAGCUGUUGGUGUGCUAAAACCUUUCUUGAAUAGUGGAAGCGCAGUUGAUGCUGCUGCUGCAAUCCAAGAAUUAGAAGGGCUUGCAACCAUGGACAUCAGUGCCCCGUUAAUUAUUGCAACUCAGCAGCCGGCACUCCAAAGUUGAGAAAGCCUUUGCUUAUGUUAUACCUGUUUGUGAGAUGAAACACACAUAUGAGGUAAAACGGGUCUGUAAAGCGAAUAGGAGGUUAGCAUAACUAACUGUCUUUAUUGGUAGAGAUUAUGGCCUUGUCCAUUUAGUUUGUUGUUUGUGCAAUUUUAGAAUGACCCACGACUCAUUUGUUCCUUGUACGUUAUGAUUUUUAUUCACUUUGAGAAUAUUUGAUCAUCUUUGGUUCAAUUUAUAUGCAAGAUCUUACUGUC
This is a messenger RNA of Argentina anserina (silverweed cinquefoil), 1968 nucleotides long. RefSeq lists its product as uncharacterized. The transcript is spliced from 4 exons. NCBI's taxonomy places the organism in Eukaryota, Viridiplantae, Streptophyta, Magnoliopsida, Rosales, Rosaceae. The record is from RefSeq and is a predicted model, not a curated record. Gene Ontology annotation, molecular function: nucleosomal DNA binding; double-stranded DNA binding. Bases 152 to 1711 code for a protein of 519 amino acids. Gene Ontology annotation, cellular component: nucleus; nucleosome; nucleolus. Gene Ontology annotation, biological process: chromosome condensation; negative regulation of DNA recombination; nucleosome assembly.